Molecule: messenger RNA, 5469 nt
Organism: Oncorhynchus keta (chum salmon)
Lineage: Eukaryota; Metazoa; Chordata; Actinopteri; Salmoniformes; Salmonidae
Product: solute carrier family 35 member E4-like
Exons: 4
Coding region: 245-1357 (370 amino acids)
Cellular component (GO): Golgi apparatus
Molecular function (GO): antiporter activity
Source: RefSeq, a predicted model, not a curated record
GCGAGAUCAGAGAAGAAUAUAUGGCAGUGUGUUCAUGGAGUGCAUGGCUUUUGUCCUCGCCGAGGUCAUCUUUUCUUAGUGACUGUCCCAGUGAAUGAAGAGAGGGUGAUUGCAGUGACGUGACCGCACAGCUGAUCGGGCGAUAACGAGGCAGACAAGCAUUCCGCUAUGUGCGCCCGGGAUGUGUUUGUGAUGUUACCAAGCCAAAGAUCCACAAAGAAAGAGAAACGAGGAUGAAAUCAACAUGAUUAGCACCGAUGGCCUCCCUAAAUGCGAGGCGACCUGGCGCGAGACUGGGAAAAGGCCACAGGCGGAGAUGUUGCACCUUCUGUCCGCUGUCAUUGUCUGGCUUGUGACGGGGACAACCAUCUCCAGUCUUAACAAAUGGAUUUUUGCAGUGUACAACUUCAGGUACCCCUUACUGCUGUCGGCCCUGCACAUGUUGACAGCGAUCGUGGUGGACUAUGGGCUUAUUAAACUGCGAAUACUCCAGCAAAACGGUGGGGUUGACAACCAGAAGGACCUUACCACCAGCGCCAAAUGCAAGGUGUUUCUAUUGAGCUUGACAUUUUGUGCCAGCAUCGCAUUUGGCAACGUGGGUCUGAACUAUGUCCAGCUGUCAUUUGCCCAAAUGAUCUACACCACCACGCCAAUCUUCACCCUGGCCAUCUCCACUCUGAUCCUGGGCAAGCAACACCACAUCCUCAAAUACACAGCCAUGAUGCCCAUCUGUCUGGGAGCCUCGUUCAGCAUCAUGGGCGAGGUCCAGUACGACCAGACAGGCUGCUUCUUCGUAUUCGCUGCGACAAUGUUGAGAGGUGUCAAAUCCAUCCAGCAAGGUAUCUUGCUCCAGGAGGAGAAAAUCAACUCUGUGUUCCUGCUGUACCUGAUGUCUAUCCCCAGUUUCUGCAUCCUGGCCGUAGCUGCUCUGGCCCUGGAGAACUGGGCCGUGCUGGAGUCUCCAAUGCACUACGACCACAACCUGUGGCUCUUCAUUCUGCUCAGCUGCCUGGGCUCUGUCAUGUACAACCUGGCCAGCUGCUGCGUCAUAACCCUCACCUCCGCCGUCACCCUGCACAUCCUGGGCAACCUGAGUGUGGUGGGCAACCUGCUGCUCUCCCAGCUGCUGUUCGGCAACGAGAUGUCAGCGCUCAGCUGUGCCGGUGUGGCUCUUACUCUCUCUGGCAUGCUCAUCUACCAGAACUCUGAGUUCAUCUCCAACUACCUGGAUGAACGGCGAGCUAAAGCCAGGGAGCUCAGCCGAGUGAGGGAGGAGGAUAUUGCAUUCCAACCGCCCCCCCAAAACCAGCAGGAGAGGGUAGACGCUGCCGGGAAACGAGAAGACAAGAUGGACUGAGAGAGAGAGCGAGGGGGAGAGAGAAAUUUCCUGUCCUUGGGGUUAGUUAAGUCAGGUGGUUCUGUGGAGAGGUUCAGGAAAUGGUCUGUGACCUCAUGAUGUCAUAGUUGAUGAUGACGACAUGAGUGACAGAACUUGUUUGGUUGGUUGUUUUUACCUCUUCACUGUGCCAAUUUAUUUCAGCCAUGGUCUCAUGGAACAGAAGUCAGCUGACUAAAAAAACAGAUGCCUUUAGGAAAGUGACAGUUUAGUCUGUACUGUUCUAAUACUCAUACAUGCACACAUACUGGUAUGCAUGCAUGAGCACACAAACUAUGUGAUACAUCUCAUGAGAUAUCACACACUGUUACUCACACUACUCCACUGUGAAAAUGUUCUCUCUGAGUGAGUGCUCAGUGGGAUGGUUGGGUGGGAAGGACUAGGAACACUGCUCUUAUGGAUAGAAACAAAUACGUUUUAAAAACGUAUGGUAAUGUUACCUAACCUUCCCCUGGUCUCGUAUCACUGGGAAAGAGGUUUUCUGGCAGCUUUUAUUUGGGGAUCUUAAAAUGGGUGUUCCGCAUUUGUUAUAGUGCUAUAGCUUUUGUCUAGAUGAAGUUUACAAACAUUCAAGCUAACAGGUUCAGCAUAUCAUAUCUCCUGGCUGUUUGUAGGCAUGGCGGCCAAUAAGCCACAAUGUUAUUAAUCUACUGCAUAGUGAGGCAUAGAUCUGAGGGGAGCCACCUUGUCCCACUCAACGACCCCUUAUUGCAUUUCCCUUCAUUUCCUCUUAAUAAAAGGAACCUAUUAUAAUCAUUUUAAUAACCUCCUACCUUUACAGCAGUUCUCACUGCAGCAAAUGUCUAUUAUAAGGCCUAUCCACUCUCUAAGGAGUCUCACUCAUCUUUAGCACACUCCAUAAAAAGUAUUUCAUCAUUCUCUCCUUACCGCCACUCGAACAGAAAUGUCUUCUCCACUCAGAGGGUGCCACAUUACAUUUAGUCUUUAUAACUGACCUCUGCUGGACAGUGUUAUUGUAACUCCAUUUGAAUUUUUGAAUAUUUAUGAUGCAGUGUUAUUUUUCAUUUAUUUUUUAUUCUGUAAGUAACACUAUUUUUUGUCCUGUUUAUGAUUCUUACACAGUACAAAGAGGAAGUUAUUGGAUUUCUGUUUACUAAAUUGAAUACAAAAGCUGUAGUAUGUCUCUUACCAGAAUUGACCUUGAUCAGAAACUAAAACUACUUAUUUGAAGUUGGAAAGCUCUUGCAUGAUGUGUCCAGAGCACUGACAUAGGUCAGAAGUCACUCAGUAACUGGAGGUCUAGUCAACUGGUCUGUCACUUGGCCAACUAAUGUAUGUUCAACAUUUUGCAGUCACUUAGAAAUGUCCUUGCUUUUGAAAGAAAAACUUUUAACUUCUUUAGAUUAGUUGAGUAUCUGGAGCAUCAGCAUUUGACGGUUCGAUUGCUGGCUCAAAAUGGCCAGAAACAAAGACUUUCUUCUGAAACUCGUCAGUCUAUUCUUGUUCUGAGAAAUGAAGGCUAUUCCAUGCGAGAAAUUCUCAAGAAACUGAAGAUCCCGUACAACGCUGUGAGCUACUCCCUUCAGCACAAACUGGCUCUAACCAGAAUAGAUAUGAUAUGUUUCCAUGAGAUGCCAUCUUAACUGACUUAAUUUUUAAAAUAUAUUUUUUACCCCUUUUUCUCCCCAAGUCUUGUCUCAUCGCUGCAACUCCCGUAGGGACUCAGGAGAGGCGAAGGUUGAGAGCCGUGCGUCCUCUGAAACACAACCCAACCAAGCCGCACUGCUUCUUAACACAAUGCCCACUUAACCCGGAAGCAAGCCGCAGCAAUGUGUCGGAGGAAACGCUGUACACCUGGCAACCGCGUCAGUGUGCACUGCACCUGGCCCGCCACAGGAGUCGCUAGUGCGCGAUGGGACAGGGUCAUCCCUGCCGUCCAAAACCUCCCCUAACCUGGAUGACGCUGGGCCAAUUGUGUGCCGCCCCAUGGGUCUCACGAUCACGGCCGGCUGCGACAGAGUCUGGACUCGAACCCAGAACUUCUAGUGGCACAGCUAGCACUGCGAUGCUGUGCCUUAGACAACUGCGCCACUCGGGAGGCCCUUUAACUGUUGAGUGUAGGGGACAGUAUUUUGAUGUUAGGAUGAAAAACGUACCCAAAUGAAACUGCCUAUUUCUCAGGCCCAGAAUCUAGAAUAUGCAUAUAAUUAGGAUAGAAAACACUCUAAAGUUUCCAAAACUGUCAAAAUAUUGUCUGUGAGUAUAACAGAACUGAUAUUGCAGGCAAAAACCUGAGGAAAAUCCAACCCGGAAGUGCUGUUUUUCCUGAAAGCUCUCUGUUCCAUUGCCUGCCUUCGCUCCAUUUAAAGGGAUAUCAACCAGAUUCAUUUUCCUAUGGCUUCCACAUGUUGUGAACAGUCUUAAGACAUAGUUUCAGACUUUUAUUUUGAAAAAUGAGCGAGAAAGAUCACAUCGCGUCAUUGUAUGGCUGGGUGCCAGCAGUGUUUUGCAUGCGCAACAGCUUGGAGCAGAAAUUUUCUCUCUCUCCUAUUGAAGAAGGUACAGUCCGGUUGAAAUAUGAUCGAUUAUAUAUUGUACAAACAACCUGAGGAUUGAUUAUAAAAAAACGUUUGACAUGUUUCAACAAACUUUACGGAUACUAUUUGGAAUUUUCGUCUGCCCGGUCGUGACCGCUCUUGCCUGUGGAUUUCUGAAAAUAAUGCGCCAACCAAAUGGAGGUAUUUUGGAUAUAAAAAUAAUCUUUAUGGAACAAAAUGAACAUUUAUUGUGUAACUGGGAGUCUCGUGAGUGCAAACAUCUGAAGAUCAUCAAAGGUAAGCGAUUCAUUUUAUUGCUUUUCUGACUUUCGUGACCAAUUUACUUGGCUGCUAGCCGUUUGUAAUGUUUUGUCUGAGAGAUGUCCUUAUAUAAACGCUUGGUAUGCUUUCGCCAAAAAGCUUUUUUGAAAUCUGACACGCCAGGUGGAUCAACAACAAGCUAAGCUGUGUUUUUCUAUAUUGCACUUGUGAUUUCAUGAAAAUUUUAUAUUUUUAGUAAUUUAAUUUGAAUUUGGCACUCUGCAAUUCAGAGGAUGUUGACACAAAUUAUCCCGCUAAUGGGAUGGGUGCAUCAAGAAGUUAAUUUGGCUUCAAAUGCGCUAUUGAGUCUUCACAUAGGAAUGAAUAGUGUCACGUGAUCAAUGGCUUUGUCCAUUCAUAUACAGUCAUUCAAUUACACCCAUUUUAAGGCUAGUGCUACUGAAAGGACCUUAUGAAGAUGUUGAAUGAAGUUGUUUCUAAUCUUCCUUUCCCAGUCAAAGAACCAUACAGGUGUGAGACUUAGCCCCCCUUAGCCUUUGAUAGACUAUUUGGAAAUUGUUAUAUAUUUUUUGUUAUACCCGCCUGAUGUUUUUCCCCCAAUAUGUUGUCAUAUGUACAGCAGUAGACACAUAAUGAUUUGUUCCAGCCUCGACCUGAUAAAUUAGUAAUUUGAAUGAAGAUAAGAUGAAUGCCAUUCCCAAACAUUUUUUAACACAGAGUUCUAAUGAGAGGAUCAUGUUAUUGAUGGUAGUUAAAUACCUCAGUCUUCAACAGUUUGUUGCAGACCAUUUGUUUAAUGACUUAAGUAAGUUGGCAGUUGAAGCGAGAUCAAAUAGCUGAAAGCAUGUCUGCCCACAACCACGGUUUGUCUCCUGGUCAACUGUUAUAAUCUGUUUGUUAAAUAGCCUACUGAUCGAAAGGCCAAUUUUGUUUAGCAACUUUGAAUUUAUGAUAAGAUACUUUUUAAUCACAUAGCCCUUAGAAUACCUAUUUAAACUAUACCAGCAUCACAGAUCUGCGUUUGAUUUGUCAGACUGGGUCAGUUUGACAACUCUGGGUUUGACUAGUCAGGCUGCUUGUUCACACAGAGGUUGUCUUUGACUGGCUGUAAGGGCAGAGCAACGCACAUACUGCACUGACGAGUUAUGGAAAUGCUGCCUUUACAGCGUAUGGCUCUUAUGUAUAUGUAUGUAUAUGUUGAUGUUGUCUGAAAACGUUACAUGUAAAUAAUGAUUUUAUUGUAUUGAUUUUACAAUCAUGGAAGGCUGGCUCAAAUAUACUGGUUCAAAAACA